AUGCAAAUGGUCAUAAACAGAUAUUCAAGAAAAAAUAACCGCAUGCUCCAGACCAGAAACUCAUCUAGAAAUCUUCGAAACUCGGGAAAUUCUAAAAUCGAUGGGUGCAAGGAUAUCAACGAAACUCUUUUGGAAAUGGCCAAACAGUUGAAAACUGUCUUACCCACUGAGCGCAGACCAUCUCUCGGACGCAGAGUAUUUUCAUUAUUUUCCCGGUGUUGCAUCGUGCUCAUUCGAUUUGUACUCCCUCUGUUCGGUAUUCUCCAAAGCGGCACUUUUGGAUCGGUUUUCAUACUUCUUGGUGCUAUCGUGAAUCUUUUCCCCGAAAAGCUCUUCUCUCCAUUUCUUCCACGGGGUAAAGCCCUGUCGUCCGUCCCAAUUUCCAUACCACAAAGAUAUAGGUUUCGUAAUCUUGACUUUCUGUCACGUUUGAACCUCCUCGAAGGGUUGGUGCCUCAGAUUCGACUCAUUCCAUACAAUGGCAAUCUGCUUUGCCUGACUUUGCUCCAAGCCUCUAAAAACCAUUAUUGGGACGAAAAAGAUGAAUUCCGUCAAUGCCGCCGUAUGAUCGCAAACUUUCCUAACCAGAAUCUGUUCCUCAAAUGGUUCUUGAAGUGGAAUCUCUCCAGCCAUCAAGUUUCUGAGCUUAUCGAAGCUCAUGCCGCUGAAGCGCUGACUUAUAUGAAACCGGCAAGGACUUAUAGUGAAGUACUCGACGUUCUUCGUGCUCUCGACAAUCUUCCCUAUCUCCAUUUCCAAUUUCAAGAAGUUUUCCACGAGCUUACAACCAUAAGCGCACUUUCCAACCCUGCAGUUGCGGCUCCGUUGAAACUAGUCUAUGAGCAAAACCGAACUUAUUUUGCGUUUUUCGCUGCAAUCGACCACAGUUGUUGGUCCAUCCUUGAGAAACUUCCGGGUCGCCCUCUGCGCCCUCUGCGGCCUUCACGACUCCACCAACUCCGCUCAGGUGUGAAUCGUCUGAAAGACUCCCGGGAACAAAGAUUGACCCCCCUCUCCCCCAAAUUCUCUCUAGAAAAGGUGACUUUUUCGAUCCCCGUGAUACAGAUUCACUUUUCGCCUUUCUGUACACCAGUAUGUGUCGGCCCACAGAAGUUGGCCACUUAUGUCUACUGGGACCGAGGUUCAUCCCAGUCCUUUGUGUCACCUACAGUUCUUCAGGCCCUCAAUCUGACACCACGAAAUGCAAAGGAACAAGGACGUCUUCAAAUGGUUGGCUUGCAUAAGCAGACCUUUAUUUCACAUGCUGUUACACUUGAACUUACCAUGCCCACAUUCAAUCAGAAGUUUUCGCUCGAAUUCAUGGUUAUUGAUUCCGGUGUCGCGCCCAUUGUUUUAGGAGUUGACUUUUGGGACCAGUUAUAA
Molecule: messenger RNA, 1383 nt
Organism: Australozyma saopauloensis
Lineage: Eukaryota; Fungi; Ascomycota; Pichiomycetes; Serinales; Metschnikowiaceae
Product: retropepsin-like aspartic protease
Exons: 1
Coding region: 1-1383 (460 amino acids)
Source: RefSeq, a predicted model, not a curated record